Molecule: messenger RNA, 584 nt
Organism: Lolium rigidum
Lineage: Eukaryota; Viridiplantae; Streptophyta; Magnoliopsida; Poales; Poaceae
Exons: 4
Coding region: 39-584 (181 amino acids)
Source: RefSeq, a predicted model, not a curated record
AGGAAAUCGAGGAGUAGUAGAAGGCAGAAGAGGCAAUCAUGUCCCUACGGCGGUCCGUUGGUUUCCUCCUCACACGGAGGUUCUCGCCACGGGCGACCCCAAGGACGGCUCCUGCACGCUCUCUCCACUCCUUGAAGGAUUUCCACGUUCCUGGUGGCAUUGGUCGUGCUACUGGCGUGGCCACGGCUGCGGUUGCUAGUGCUGCAGCGUUGGCGCUUCAGUAUUUCAGGAAAGACACAGCAGAUGAUGAAGCAUCUCGCAAGCAAGAGGAGGAGGACAUGAAGGCGAGGUUCGAGGAUUGGGUGAAGAAGUACAACAUGACAUACCCAGACGAGGAAGAGAAGGCUAUGCGGUUCAAUGUGUUCAAGGACAACAUCAAGUCGUUCGAAUCGCAGGGUUUGCUUCCAAACUGUUUUGCAGACUUGAAAGAUGAGGAGCUCCCUUCGCGCCGGUCCUGUAUCGCUGACAUAGACCAAGACAUCGAAGAGUGCCUCCAGGCCAAGAUUCUCGCUGAGACAGGAGAAUUUACGUGGACACCAGACGUGAUGCAGGGCCACAAGAAGGCAACCCAAGUCUCUGCCUAG